AUGAGCCGCGGGCGCCGCCUGAUGACGCAACGACGUCGCGCGGCGCCCCAGCACCCCCUGCGGGCCGGGGAAGGGACAACCCCGCCCACCACCCACCCACCCGUCCGCCGCUGCGGCGAGGUGGCCCGCCCCGCCCUGAGGCCGCGGGGAUGGAGGGGGAGCGCUUGGCCGCCGCGGGACCCGCGGGGGGGGGAAGGACGGGGAGGAGGAGGAGGAGGAGGAGGAGGAGGAGGAGGAAGGGGUGACUUCGUGGCUGUCCUCCCUCCGGAGGUGAGCUCUCAGAUUUUCAGCGACCUGGACGUUGAGAGCUUGUGUCACGCCGCGGUGACGUGUAAGGGCUGGCAUCGCGUCAUCGAGAGCGACGACGGGCUGUGGAGGCCCCACUGCCUGAGCGCCAGGGCCGUCUGCCAGCGGGAGAUCGAUGGCGAUCGUGGCAGCGGGUACUCCUGGAAGAUCACAUUACUGAGAAACUACUGGAAAAGCAAAGUGAAGCAAGAAUGGCUGAGUGGGAAAUACAGCAACAUUCCUUCACAAAACAGCUUACCAGAGAAAAGCAUGUAUCCGAUGGAUGUUGACACGUGGGGAGAAAUCCUGGAAGCAGAACUUGAGAGAUGAGAAACCAGUGUUGGUUCUUCCAGCUCAAGGACUUCCUAUCAACAACUUAGAGACUGCCAAACUGUAAAUAUUUUGCCGUUCAGUAUCAGUUGUGUUUGCAAACAUAUGAUGAAAGCUUCUAAAAAAAAAUAACAUUGUGUCUUUUUUUUAUUAUUUGCACUUUAUCUGAUUAAUUUUCUGUAAAAUUCUAAGUGAGACUAAAUAUUUAGUUGUAAUUUUAUAUUUGUUACAUUUAAUAUUUGGCUGUAAAGAUGUUGAUUGUACUUUCAGUUUGCACUUUUUAUUUUGGAAGAGAUUACUUUUCUAAAAAAAACUGUGUUUGACUUUUGACUUGAAGUGAUUCCUAUCAGCAGCACAACAUGAGAGCCCACAAAGGCGAGCUGGGGAAAGGACAAAUCCAGACCCUGGAAAGGAAAAAAAAGGAUGAGGCAGCGGCCUCAGGGUCAGCUGAACAUCCCCAGCUCAGCAGCGCUGCGCUACCACUGCGCAGCUGUGGGGUUUCUGGAUGAGGACUCGCAGAUCCAGGCACCGGGCAGGGCUGAAGCAGCCAUGUAACUAACACCCUCUCUGCCAUUAGCUAUGCACUUUAGUCAUUUGUGUGACAAGUAGAGCAAAAUUUACUCCUUCAAACAAAAUAACUCAAGAUACCCAUGUGAGAUAACACCUUAGAGAUAGAUAUAUAUAUAUACACAGAAUAAAGUAAACUUCAGAUAUUUUUGUAGUCAGGCUAGAACACAUUCAGAAACUUAGUUUUUUCCUACAUGAUGAUCUCCCAUCCCUCAGAUUCUGCUUUACCAGCACUGGUAUUUGGCUCCCCUCGUGAUGGAGCAGCCCUUUAAAAGCUGCUGCUAGUAGAAAAAGAAAUGCCAGUCCUGUUACUCAAUGUAACAAGUUUCCACAAAACCAAUUUAUUACAACCUUUAAUUAAUACCACCUUUAUUAAUACCACCUUUGCCUAUUUACUUUGCGUUAAACAGCAAAGUAAGUGGGAAAACACUGGGAAGGUCCCUUUUGCUUGAGGCACCCCGACAAAAAUCAGUCACACCAAUCUGGGAUCAGUUUUCUAGAGGAAGACUUCUACCAUGCUUAUGAAAUGUGGUCAACAUGAAGUGAUCUCAAAUCAACUGCUGCAGACUUUGGCAAAGGACCUUCUGGCAACGUAAGGACGGAAGUGUCCUGUCAUGAACAUGAGGUUCAAUGGCACUGAAUCAGGCCCUUACUAGAUACGGAGUUUACUUAAAUAAGGUCCAGCCCUCCCCUUUGACGGGGCCUAAUAACACUUGGAGCAGCAGAGCAUUUUACUUCUGAAAAUGCAGACCAUGCUGGUGGUUAAACAAACCGUUAAUUUAAACUUGCGUCUUACUUGGGCAUUUUUGUUUUCUCACAAUUAUUUAACCAUUGCAGAAUAUCUGGUGAAAAUACCUAGUGUUUUUUACUCUGUUGCAAGUGUCUGGGCUCACAUGCUGGUUGUUGCAGGUGCCAAGGAAGAAACAGAACAGCUGGGUGAAACAGGUAGUUGUAAAAUGCUUCCAAGAACAGUAUGUUACUUGAUCCCUUUUCUGGUUUGGAGCAUUCAACAGAUUUCAUCAAAACUGAUCCACUUCCCCUCAGCCUCCUACAUCUUCUCCUAUUAGAAAAGGUUUUCAGUUCCUAAGCACCGGUACUUUUUCGAAAUCAUGAGUAGUGUAUCUAAUUGAGACAAGUUUCUCAUCAACAUAGCAUGACAUGAUGCGAUGACUGGGUAAUGUUUCUUCUACAUCUUUUGUAAUUUAUUCGUUAUAGGUAAGCGUUAGUCCCAGCAUCAGGACCCCAUUGCACUGGGUUUCACUAAGAUGCGCAACGUCUCCUGUUUCUGCCAGAAAAGCGGAUGUGGUUCUUGUGGGACAGCUGCUGUGUUAGCCAAAAGGGAUGCAGUAUCCAAAAUUCCCCGAAGCUCCUGCUGUCACACCCUGCUGCCAAACAUGGCUGAAGUGUAACUCAGAGUAAAGAGCAUUGCUAAGUACAGUGGGUGUAGCACAAAGCUCAAUGAACUGCAAACACUGCUUCCUUUAUUAUUACCCAUUCUGCUCUAAGAUCAUAUCUAGCUAGCUCAAAUUAAAAAAAAAAAAUAAAUACACAAACACCACACCCAAGCACAACAGUUUUUACACUGCAGGUGCUGCUGCCUCACUCCCUGCUCACAGUAUCUUUUACCCUGACUUUAAGAGCGCUGAAAGUGCAUAUAUAUUAAUAAAGAAGAAAAUAAUGCUAGCAAUACAUUCUCAUUUAUUCUAGGGAAUAUUCAAUACAUUCUAGGGAAUGCCCAAUUUAUUAAUCAUAAGACAGAAAAAGUGCACAAUAAUGGAUCUAGUCUCUCAACCUUCUCACCCAGCCUCCUCCGUUACCUCCUGUAACUCCCAGACAUUUAUCCCCUCUUCCUGCUCCUUUCCUGCCCCUCAGCUGUCAGUUCACAUAUAUUUGACUCAGGCUACAAUUUUUAAAUAGAAGAAUUAUUCUGGUAUAAAUCUAAACACAGAGUUGUUUCACUCUGCGUUUAAGCUGUAGCUUUUCCCCAUUCUCGUGUGAGUGUAGGAGUCAUCGCUGUCUGUCACGCCUCUGCCUCUGUCCAGAUCAGGUGGCUGUGCCUCUCCAAACACAUACGGAAUUAAACACUCAGCUAUGCAAUUAGCCAAGGCCUGGAUCUUUAAAUGUGAAGUAGCCGUCGUGUAAGUUUCUCAUGAAAAAUCUAUUACUGAAAGAAAAAAACCAAGUUCUCACAAAGUUGCUUCCCCUCCCCACUCUGACCCCCUCCUUUAAGGGUUUUAAUUCCCCCUGGAGAUUCCACUACAUCAAUUCUAGUCUUCUGUCCUACCCCACUCUGCCCCUGCACCACCUACUCAGUGUCUCAGCUCUGCUGCAGGCUGGAUGUGCUCCCUUCCCUUUAAAGAUACCCCAGCACCAUCCAUCCCCCCAAACAGUGGCACUGGCUGGUUUGGGCUCAUCUCUUUCCCCCCCUACCUGUGAACAAAACCUCCUGAAAUGCCAGCAACAGAAAGAUCACACUGGUGCCUAUAUUAGCACUAAUACAUAGGUAUCCUUUCCAAGAGGAUCUUUGGCAGCUAAGGCCACGUGUAAGCCCAGGACACGCGCCAGCUAUCCUCACACCUAGGUGGCUGGUGAAACCCUCGUUCUGCCCUAGUGCUCUGCUCUCUUACCCGUAAGUUUCUGAGGAAGUGGAAAGUUCUACUUUAGCAAACCCCACAACCUUCCCACUGCAUUCACACACCGCUUUUACCCUCCCACUCAGGAGGUGUCGGCUGCAGAAAGGUGUCCGAGGCACCCAUCGCCCAGACACCCCAACAGACCCAUGGCUGUCCUGCCCGCCCAGCUCUCCUAAGGCAGAGAGGUCUUUGGACAGAGCCUGUGGAGCCCGUGCGGUGCGGAGUAAAUAGGAUGUCCCCCACCCACACACCCCAACUACGCAACAUGGGCUUAAACCAGCCAGGCUUCUGUUCCCCUGCUGCACAAAAUGUCCCGAGGUGCUGCACACAGCUGGACAUCCAAAUACCCAGCACUGAGGCUCAACCUGAGGUCCCCUGAGGUCGGUAUUUUAUUUCUGUAUUUCCCAAACCGCUUGCGGUGUUAGAACCUUACUUGCAACUACCCAGCGCUGCAGUGCUCCAUUCUCGAAGGGAGGAGCUGAUAGUGUGGCUUUAUUUCAUCACGGUGCAGGAUGUGGCUUUGGGCCAUUGCCAUUAACAGUCAGACUAAAUGCAACAGAAUGCACGAGAAGUUUAAUCACCACAGGCUUUUCUUCAUUAGACCACCCAAAUUUCAAAGCUAAUUUUGUUGAGAGAAGUGUUUCUUCUGAUAGGCUGGCACUGACAUUUCAGGUCUCUGUCCAGGUCAUCUCUGGAAGGUACCAAGCUAUCCCAGCUUUAGCCAGAGCAGUUAGGCUCAGGACUGGGAUCAGCUGCUUCAGCCCACCAGAGCUGACAGAAAGGUAAUAAAGAUGUGCAGAUGGGAGGUAGUAGUGUUAUUUUUUUUUUUAUUUUCUGUCCAAAUUAACUUGGGUAGAGGCACAUCAGACCCCCAAGAGCAUCCUGACUGAGCAGCAUUGGUGGUUGGUUUUCAGCAUAUAGCUUGUUCAGAAAAGACUGUCCCCAAAACCAUGGAAGAAAUGACCUGCUGCAUUUAACAUUUAAGCUUCUGGUCAGCACAGCAACACUAAGAAUUGGGGGGUGGGGGUGGUUUUUGUUGGUUUUCAAGCUUCAGUGCUAAGGGUUAGACCCACUUCUGCUAUUCUGGUAAAUCAAAAAAAACCCCAAACUAUGACUGUGGUUAGAAGGAUGAGAAGGAGGGAGGUGAUGGACAGGAAACUCAGAGGUCCUGGGGGACCUACCAAGAUGAAACCCAAGAGGACAGUUCUGUGUACCAGCACAGCUGCCUGCAGCCCCCACAAACUCCUCAGAAUUGUCCUGUCCGACACUGCCACCCAUGUCCAGCAACCACGGAUUUACAAAGCCAGGGUGGGAAUAUCAGCCUGCUAGAGCAUGCAAAUUAGGCACCACAUUACCUUAUUUUGAUCCACAUUUUAAAAUAUUGUUAGAAAAGCACGUGCUGGUUUUAAUGCACAGUCCUUGAAAAUCUUAACAGGCAAGCAGCAGCUCCUUGGCCCAUACAGGGGUGUCAGCUGCACCGGCUGUUCUGUUGCUGAGAUGCCAGACGCUUAAAGCUGAACACAAAGACUUCUCCAGAUGCCACAGGACACCACUGGUAAUGUAUCAUGGUAAUGCCUGAUAAUGGAUCAGCCAUAGCACUAAAUAUUGCUUUUAAACAUCCCAGUGAUACCAGAACACCAAAUACAAAAGACCACAAGAUGCUACCAGCUACCUGUUGCAGAGCCCAAGGCAGAACUGAACGUAUAGGUUGAGCAAGUUGGGAGCAGAAGGAAAAUGUCAGGCAAACAAACCACCUUAAGCCUUUAAUCCUAAAGGGGGAGAAAAGAAAAGUUGAGAAAGACAAAAUAUCUUUUGCAGCAGCAGUAUCUUACAGCUAAUAAACAAAAUAUGACAAUGCCCCAGAAUAACUUUACUCAUCUGUUCAACUGAGGGAACAUUUUCAAUAGCUUCCACUAUUUUUCUAUCACAAUGCUAAAGAACAAGAUCUCCUACUAAUUUAGCUGGGAGAUCCUAACACCUAGGUUCCACAAGACGCAGUAUAUAGCCAUUUGACAGUACAGCAGGUAACAGAAAGGUGCCUCGUGUUUCAUCUCAUGUGGCUGACCAAAGCAAUCAGCUUUUCUAAUGCUCCUUUCUUUUUGAAUAUCACUAGUCUGUAGACAAUUUUACCACUAAAUUACACUGCUCUUUAAAGUCAUUCUAACAUGCAAUUUGUAUCAACACACGUACUUAGAGAUAAUAACACUUGGGGCUCGUCAAAUGCUUAAAUAGAGACUGUUAACGGCAUCCGAUACCCAUACAGUAACCAAACAUCAAUACACAGCAAUAGGUACGAGGAGUGGAGAGGAAGUUCUUGCUGUUCUGGAGGGGUGACUAAAGACCACAUGGGGUGUUGUGGAACAUCUGAAUUGCCACUGGGCAUUUAAGUUUCUGUAUCAGAGUUUCAGUUGAUGAUGCCUAUAAAGCAGAGUCAGAAGCUCUCUUUUGAGAUUUGGAAGUUCACCUCAAAAUAGCUUGAGGAAGAAGGAGGUGGGGUGGGGGGAAGAGGAGAAAGGGGAAAUUUAAGAUGCAACUUUGGGGCAAAAAGUUUACUUCCUUUAAGUAAAAAUAUUAAGUUAAAAAAAAAAAGAACCAAAUCUAUUUUGCCACUUAUGUACCAGAAUGAUGCAGUAUUUCCUUUUAUUAAAUAGAACACUAUAUAGAGGUGUUAAAAAUCUGAUAUAAAUAACUCUUCCUAUUAUUCAAAAAUAUCUCACGCAUGUGUGUUGUUUUUGUUACUGUCCUUUGACCAUCACAUGCUAUAGGGAGACACACAGCAACUUAAGCCUUCCAGAGCAGGACACCUACAUACACACACAGCAGAAGCAAUGAAGGACAGAAGAGAUUGUGUCUUGUUUUUCUUUUGAUAUGGUGCUUAAAAAAGGAUUUUCAGACUUUUUCUUAUGAUGUGGAAGCAGGUGCAUGAAAAGACUGAUUAUACAUUGAUUUAUAUAAUUGUCAAUAUGCAGUAGAUUGUUCUAGUGUAUGUGAUAAAGAGGAAGGGGCUAAUGGCAAUAGACUAGGAAGAAAGUUCUGUGUUUUUUUAAAUAUCUGGGGAUUAGGAUGGGGGAAGAUUGGGGUGUCUUAGUUUGGGAUUUGUUGCCUUUUUUUUAAUUAAACUAGUUGAUCCCCAGUUUCUCCUCCUCUCCCUCGAUCACUCUGGUUUAUUAAUAUUCAAGAUUUUGAUGAAAGACAUACUGAAGGCAAAAUUUUAAAACUGACUAACAUAAUUUCCCUUCCUUUCAACUGCUGAAAGCAAAAAAAUCCACCAGUGUCAUCAGCAUUUGCCUUCAAUGCCUUUCCUCCCUCCUUCUCGGUCAUCUUUUAGUGGGAUGGAGAAUAUAUUGCUAUCUUCAGAGUCUAUGCAGGGAAGGUGGAGGAUGUUACUGUACCCUGUUACACUUACAAUGGGAGUCCAACUAAGUAUGAAAAGCAGCAUUUUCCUCAGCUUUCAUACACAGAUUUACUUUCCCUUCAACCAAACUGAAAGGAAAAAAAAAAUACCAAUCUACAAGAAACAGAAACAAGGCAUGGAGAGCCACAGUUUUGGUUCUAAAUGCAAAGCAGGAAGUCCUAUGUUCUAAUCCAGGAAACAAAGAAACAAACUUAAUUUGAAACCAAAUGAGAAGCUCUGUUUCAAGCCUCCUGUGUAACAACAAAAGAAGAACCUUGUUUUCAGUCAGAGAUUUUUGAAGGGCAUUUUUCUGUUUGCUUGGCUUGCAGAACACCAACCCAUUUUAAGAAGUAAAGCAAUUCCUAAAAUACCUUCAAAAGGUGAUGAAGUCAACACGUUCAAAUUAUUCUUCAUGCACCAGAUUCAAUUAUAUCAUCAUCUCACACCACAAACACAAUGCAUAGGUACAGGCGGCGGCUCCCUGCCACGGUCAUUUUUCAGAUCAGCCAGAAUGAAGUCUCAUUCCAAUACUGAAGCUGCUUCCACAGAGCUGGCAAAAGACACUCUCCUCUUCCAGGCUGCAAUCCAGCGACUGCUGAAGCCAGGUGUGAGCAUUGCAAAGGCUCCGCAUUGCAACGAGUCCCCCUCGAGCAGCCGAGCCACGUGCGGUGGGCAGGCCAGGUCAUCUGGCACAGCACCGGCCACAACGCCGACACCGCCUCAGCCGUUUGCUUUUUGAGUCCUCUUGGUGUUCCCUGGUGUCACCCAAGUAACACAGAAAGGUAGGAGAGAGAGACUCGGGAACCUUGCUCCUGAGCGGCAGAGAAAGGGUAAGAAAGACCCCUUGGCUCACUGUGGACACGGGUCACAAGGAGCAGGACCGAGAUUUCCACCCUGCCUCUGGGUGUUAACGGGGCUAACAUCUGACACUGCACACUGAGAACCGCUCAUCUUAUGGGAUAAAUAAUACAGCUGUGUAAUUAACUGUAUGAUCUUGAAACAGGCCUUCAAAGCAGCGGCUGUGCGAACAGUGCAGCAUUUGACGUUACCCUAGCUUGUGAAAAGAACCUCUUGCAUAUUCUGGCAUAUUAUUAACCCAUGAGAGCACAUAUGUUCCACUUCGAUUUGCUUUAGGACAAACUCAAGGUAAUAUAUUUACUUCAAAAUAAUUCAGGUGGGUGGGCUAAAGAACUUGGCACUGUUUAUUGCAUGGCACAUGCAGUUUUCUCAGGCUGCCAAAGCCGUCGAACCCCAAAACUCCUCCAAGAAAGGUGGCUGGUAAGAAGAAAAUACUUCGAGCACACAAGUUACCCAGCAGGAAACCCCAAACAAGAGACAGGAAUUUGAAGCCCAACCCCAAGUCUUCUGCUGCACACAAAAGUUCACGCUGAGCACAGUAAAAUAUCUACACAUCAACGGGAAGACCGCAGUCCACAAAGGAAAAUACAUGCAACUUCCAAAACCCCAACUGAAGGCACCCCCAGAAAUACCGACUACCAACAACCAGCAGAGGACUGUUACCUACUUGUUUUGCUUUUUAAAGUUCCUCCUAUAGUCUCCUACGGUUUUAAAUGGUACACACUCAAAAAAAGCUCCCCACAAAAAAAGCCAAUUCAACCUCCCCCACCCUGGCACAGCACUUCUGGCCUCACCAAACAGGUUAGUUCAGGGAAGUUCUCGGGGUUCUUAGUUUUGCUGCUGCCCAAGCCUGAACUCAGAACAAAUGGGGAUGCAUCACAAAAAGAUAAAAAGCUCUUAUCCAGGACUCUGUGAAGAAAGUUUAAACCUAGAAUAACUUCUGAAGUAUUUGAGAACAAAUUAGGAAAGAAAAAAAAAAAAAAGAAUUGGUGUUUAAUGUUUGUAACAAAGUGAGCUCUAAGACAAAGGCAGCAGCAGUAUUACUGCACUGAAGAAUUAGCUGCAAUAUCGCAAGAAAGAAUGCAAAAAAAAACUUGGUCUAAAAGAGAGAUUUUACAGUAUACACUAGAUCAUACCUCAGAGACCUUAACUAUUUUUUCCUCUUCAUGAACAAACUUUGAUUAAAGAUUUCUUAAUUAACUGCUCUAUUACCAAAACCACAUUUUCAGUAAACCUUUAACACUUUAUGUUAACGAUUCCUUCAAAUAAAAAGCAAGUACGGCACACUGCAAAGAACACACCAAAAUAACUACAUUUAGCAACAAAAUAAUACUAAUGUUUUUUAAUUCUAAAAACAUUUAGCAGGGAAAGUAAACAGCUCUUGGAAACCACUGCUAGAGACAGGCUAAGACAGAGCUCCCUCCAGAUGUGGUGUUUACAGCAUUAUACCAAGAAUUAACACCUGGAAGCUCGUUGGGUGGUUGCAGUUCUCCUGGACGUUAUUUUUUUGCUGUGUGUGGUUUGCUUUGUCCUGUUUUCUUUUAAACCACGGCAAAAGGAGCUCCAUGUCUACAUGGGUGUUUUUAUGGGUGGAUGGUUAAUAAACAUUCCUGAAAACCUGACUGUAAUAAGCACGGAGUGAACGUUCCAGGGGAGGGAAAAGUCCUCACUGUAAGAUGUGGUAAGUCAAACACGAACCUAAGAGGAUUUUUAUAGUAGAUCAUACAAGUCUUACAGUAAUUGGACAUUAUAAAUAUAGUCCUUAUCCACAAUGGUUUAUUUUGUUGUCCUUUAUUCUAUGAAGAAAGACUAAUUCAUGUUACAAGUAAAAAAGGAACUGAUGUUGAUGUAGUAAGUGCUGAGUACGUAGAAGCAGCGUGAUUUAAAUAGUUAAAGGGUGAAAACAAAUGGAGGAAGCAGGGCAUAUGAAGGUCUGCUCUUCUGUUUUUCCUCUUUCGAUGGGUAGUUCCUUGCACCAGGCCUGCUUUCUCUUCUCUUGGGUUAGUACCCAGGGUACAUGCCACCUCCCUUCCAUGUCUUCUGAGUACUAGGCUGGCCUCAUAAUCUGUGACAGACUCGUAGUUGCUUUUUAAUACUAAAUUGCCUCGGACAAGAUCUAUUUAGUACCUCUAGAAAUGGUAGUGAUGUAAAACUAAUUUUUUUUCCCUUGUACACAGACAUCUAUGACAGUAGCCCACACCCCCUUGUCUCAGCUCUGGUAGCUCCCUCCCGAGCGACUUUUCUGACUCAGUUCAAGGGUUGUGAUGAUUGUCAUCAUCCCUUGCACAGUUUCUAAGGUCAGGCUGCUGGUGGCAAUUCAGGUACCUACUCUGAUUUUCAAAAGCACUGGCAUGUGUUAGGAAACUAAAUGCCUGUGAAAACUAGCCCCAAAAUAACCCUGGUCCCCAGCGCAUCCCUUGUGAAGAGCUUAUCAGAGAGAAAGAGAGGUCCAUGAAACGUAUUCGUUUUCUUGUCAGGCCUUGUCUGGAAAUGGGCUAGAGCACAUUCACCCUGGGAUGUAGAGCUCGUUAUUGACGUCAAGGAGUACAUGAGAACCUGACUGAAAGGAAGAACAGUUGGAGUCACUCCCAGUACCAGUCUCAGACAAAUGAAAGCAUUGAUAGGUGGAAAUGUAGGUAGGCAUCAGACGUAAAUUUCCAAUCUUCUUGUUUCCACCAAGAAUAAGACACCUACAAACCCUUGUGAUCUAGCUUCAAAGUAACUACCUGUGUCAGAGACCCUGUUGACACAGUCUGGUACAAACAUCAGAGCUCUUCCACAAAUACACUGACCAGCACCAUCUGCCAGAGGACAUACUGUUCAUAGGUGGGCAGCUGUAACCCUGGCUGGGCACGGGGAGAAAUGACAAGGUCAAAGACUGCUAAAACUUUUUCAUUUUAUUAAAAAUUGGUAGUUGCAUCCCUCCUUUGCAAAGCUGGGUAAAUUUCUGUUUGGUUGUGUGGUGGGUUUGUUUUUUUUUUCUAUUUUCCUGUGUCAUAGGGUAUUUUUGAGUUGGGGAACUCUGAAAGCAGCAACCACAAAGCAAUUAUCAAGAAAGCAGGCUAAGCAAACUGGGUAUCUUUUUGCCAUGAGUCUUCCUUCCUUAGAAGGACAGACCAGGCUUCCGUGAUUCUGUCAGCUUGCAUGAGAUACAGAAAAUGCCUGCCAGGAGCUGAUUGCCUCCGGUGUCUUAAAUGGACACGAUGACGAUGACGCGGUGCCUGCCAGCCCACUGCCCCUGCAAGGCUGUGUUUGCUUUGUGAUAAGCAAUACUAAGGCAAAAGACCUGCAGGCUCAUUAGCUCAGAUACAGGUAUAAUUAAGCAGAAUCAAAGAGAUGCUUUAGCUGCGUUUAGAUUUGUUUUUAGACGGAAGAAAUCUAAAUAAGAAUUUUUAAGGAUAAGGAUAAUAAGGUACCUUAUUAGAUCUACAAAUAGUUUUACAAGUUUUGAAGUUUACUUGCACUCAGUCUGCAUCAGGAACAGCCUAUGUGCGGAAUCUGACAUUAACUGGACUUUCAAGUCCUGCUUAAAGGUUAAGACUUUGAUACAGUCAGACAAAAAUAUAAGGAUUGAUCAGAUAAACUGACCCUGUCAAAUAAUAAUGUUUAUUUCAGUUACAGCAAGCAUAAGGUUUCUCUCAUAUUACUAAGGCACAGAACCAAGGACUGAAUAUGUUGCUAGAGGUUAAAAAAAAAAAAAAAAAAAAAAAAAGAAAAAGCUAAACAAAA
Messenger RNA from Falco peregrinus (peregrine falcon), 11796 nucleotides. It is a transcript of the gene FBXO48, whose product is annotated as F-box protein 48. Lineage: Eukaryota; Metazoa; Chordata; Aves; Falconiformes; Falconidae. Gene Ontology annotation, biological process: SCF-dependent proteasomal ubiquitin-dependent protein catabolic process. The coding region runs from base 1 to 615 and encodes 204 amino acids. Gene Ontology annotation, cellular component: SCF ubiquitin ligase complex. The transcript has 3 exons. Gene Ontology annotation, molecular function: protein binding. The record is from RefSeq and is a predicted model, not a curated record.